CACUGGUGUAGAGUGCUGCCACAAUCGAGUUACUACAGCUAGGAGAGUUUGAGAAGGACUUGCUCUCCAAGGACUUGCGUUCAGGGCACGACUGACUACAUCUAUUCACUGCGAUUUAUUUGAACACUACUACACAAACGUCCUGUGUUUACGAAUUAUCGUGGACUUUAUUUUCUUUGGAGGGCUGCGACCCAUGAUGAGCGGACAGACUUAUGAGAAGAAGGUAGCGAGCAUUUUGACCGAUCUCCCCGGAUCUAUGAGUUGCCAUCCGAGCUCCAAGGACUCUCCGACUCUCCCCGAGUCCUCAGUCACGGACAUGGGCUACUACAGCGGACAGACGGCUCACAGCCAUCACGAAUAUUACCAGAGUCAAACCUACGGGCAACAAAUGAAUGCCUACCAUCACCAAUUUAACCUGAAUGGAAUGGGUGGUGCAGGAGUUUAUCCCACCAAGUCUGAAUAUCCUUACACAAAUUCCUACAGACAAUAUGGACAUUACAACAGAGAUCAUCUGCAGGCUUCGCCUCAAAGCUCAGUGAAAGAAGAACCCGAGCCUGAAGUUCGUAUGGUGAAUGGAAAACCAAAGAAAAUCCGCAAGCCGAGAACAAUUUACUCCAGCUACCAACUAGCAGCGUUGCAGAGACGUUUUCAGAAAGCGCAGUACCUCGCCCUCCCCGAGAGAGCCGAACUGGCUGCUCAAAUGGGACUGACGCAGACACAGGUCAAGAUUUGGUUCCAAAACCGGAGGUCCAAAUUCAAGAAGCUCUACAAGAACGGAGAGGUUCCCCUUGACCACAGCCCAAACGCCAGCGACUCCAUGGCGUGCAACUCCCCGCCAUCCCCGACGGUCUGGGAAAAUAACUCUCUCACUACCCCGCCCAGCAGGCCCCAAAUCCCGCAGCCACCCCUCAGCUCGUCGCCCCCCUACCUGGAGGAUUAUAACAACCACUGGUACCAACAGGGAUCGCAUCUACAGCACCCGGGCGCAGUGCACCACCCAGUAGUACCACAGCAAAGCGUUGGGGCUGCUUAUUAACACAGACUAUAGAGUUUUAAUACGAGGCCCUUCCAAAUCAACGGAACUUUAUAGAGCUCUAAAAGUAUAAACUGGCCGGUUUUGGACGUAGACCUGACAAAGGUGAAACAUUGGUUAUUUUGGAUAAUGUUGAGCGCAGUAGGCAUUUCCCUGAAACGUUGGGUAAACCAUUUCUCCUGCAGGCUACCUACCAUGGGAAUAUUUCAAAACUCAGUCUCAAAUUCACAAGCACAUAAGAGAUGUCGAAUAACAUGUAGCCUAUUUAAAGGAAGCCUGGCGUGGUUUUAAAUUAUUUAUCACUUCCAUUUGUAUUUCCUUUUUCUUUUUGUAAAUGACUAUGCAAAAUCAUAUUUUAACAAGAUCUAAAACUUAAUCAUGAAAACUGUGCAGUUGAUCCAUAUCAUGGUUAUGGGUUUGCAGAGCGCACGUCAGAAACUCAGGUCAUAAUUUAUAUCGAUUUGUAGCCGACAAAAUGUCGAAGGCUGUACAUAGGUGUUAAUAGAAAGCAGAACCACUAAGAUCGUAUUUGUUUGGAAUGGAAUUACUGCACUGUGGUGCUGCAAACCUUUUUAUAUUAUUGUUGCAAUUAGUAUGUUUUUAUUGUCUUUCUGCCAAAACAAAUAAAGAUAUCAAUUGAAUAUUGUU
Oncorhynchus gorbuscha (pink salmon) is the source of this 1681-nucleotide messenger RNA. RefSeq names its product homeobox protein Dlx3b-like. The coding region runs from base 194 to 1036 and encodes 280 amino acids. NCBI's taxonomy places the organism in Eukaryota, Metazoa, Chordata, Actinopteri, Salmoniformes, Salmonidae. The transcript is spliced from 3 exons. The record is from RefSeq and is a predicted model, not a curated record. Gene Ontology annotation, molecular function: RNA polymerase II cis-regulatory region sequence-specific DNA binding; DNA-binding transcription factor activity, RNA polymerase II-specific. Gene Ontology annotation, biological process: embryo development; regulation of transcription by RNA polymerase II; epithelial cell differentiation.